AGGCUUUUAUCUAAAACUGAGAUUAUUCUUCUUCUGCGCGCCUCAAAAACGGGAAUCUUCUAAUUCUCCUUCGCAGGUUCGGUUUGAAGCUUCAUCUUUUCUGUCGUAAAGCGGCGCAAACGCGGAUCUGCGCAGAACCGCAGUGCGCCGCUGCGCUGCAGCUUCCGGAGCCUCUGGCGUCGCUGGUGUCAUGAUGGAGGAUCAGGGAUCCGCCGCCGCCGCGUGAACACCUCGCCGCUCCGCGUGAACACCUCGCCGCCCCGCGUGCUCCCGCGUGCUCCCGCCGCCUUCGCUUUGCAGCGGUGAGAGAGGCGCGUGCCGUUUGCAGGUUGGAGUUUGCGCAGUUGCAGAGCGCGCGGCGUCUGCGGAUUAUUGCGGGUUCUUUUCGUUCUGCAGCUCCGGUUGCGGUUUCAGCACCGCGGACAGCUCCCCGUUCAAACAAACCGUGUUUUUGCUCUGCGCUCAGGCCCGAUCAACCCGACCGAACCGGAACCAGAGACACCUGAGAGGAGACACCGCCGCCAGCAUGAAGCACUUCCUAAGGGUUCUGACGCAGUUCUUCGUGUUCCUCUACUGUAAAUGUCUGUGGCGGGGCCUGAAGUUUGUGGCCCGGAAGUUCACGGGCCGCUGUGAGCUGCAGCGAAUCUGCUACAACAACAAACCGGGAGCUCGCAGGACUCAGAAGAUUGAGUCGUCCCUGCGUUACUCCAAAAAUGAGCUGAUGCAGUCUGCCCUCAGCAUCCACCCUGACAAGGUGGAGAAGACCGUCGACGACAUCAUGGCCUUGAAGAAGAUAAACCCGGACACCAACCCCCAGCUCAGCAUCUCCCUGCAGGCCAGCCUGCUGCAGAUCGUGGGCUACAGGAACCUGGUGGUGGAGGUGGAGAAACUGCGCCGGGAACCCUACGACUGUGAAAACGCCGAGCACGAAGAAAUGCUGAUGAAGCUCUGGAAGGAGCUGCGUCCCAACACCCCCCUGACCAGCCGCAUCUCUAAGCAGUGGUGUGAGAUCGGAUUCCAGGGCAGCGACCCCAAAACUGACUUCAGAGGCAUGGGCCUGCUGGGCCUGCACAACCUGCUGUACUUCGCUGAACAUGACAAGUCUACGGCUCUGCAGAUGCUCCAGGACUCCCUGCAGCCCAAGCACAAUGAGGGGAGCAAGCCUGAAUGGGAGCAGAAAAACUUUGACAAAGCUAUCGGAUAUUCGUUUGCUAUCGUGGGCAUCAACAUCACCGACUUGGCCUACUCGCUGCUGGUGAGCGGAGCUCUGAAGACCCACUUGUACAACGUGGCUCCAGAAAUGCCCAACCUGCAGCAUUUCCAACAGACCUUCUGUUACCUGAUGCAGGAAUUCCAGCGCUUCUGGAUCGAGGAGGAUCCCAGCGACAUCAUGGAGUUCAACCGCGUUCGCUCCAAGUUCCACCGGAGGAUCCUGCGCCAGCUCAAGAACCCAGACAUGGCUCUGUGCCCCCACUUCGCUGCCUCCGACCUGCACCUGGUUAACCUCUAGACCCACCACCACCUUCGAGUCUCCGCCGGGUGUUCAGCAGGUCACUGAAGCAUCAGCAAACCCUUCACACAUGCAGCCGGUUGCUCCAACUGCUGGACACACCCGAGGAGACCUUUUCUCCUCCGCUUAGCACAUCCCAUUCCAGCUAACACCAUGUUUGUCACUGCCAGGAGCUCACGACACGCACACACAAAAACCAAACCUCACGAGUCUAGAGUCUGAGUAGAGCGGAAAUAGUCUUUACUUUCAAAAUGAGGCCAAACAGAUUUUAUGUCUUUCAGAAAAAUACACUAUAUUGAGGAAUUCAACUACAACAGAUCGAUUCUAGUCUUUGUGCCAUUCGGUAAAUGACAUUUUUUAUGUUUUAUUUAAUAUCUGAUUGAUUAUUUUAAGAAACCACUUAACUCUUGACAUGUCGAGUUGUUCUCCUUGGUUCUAUGUCUAAAGCAGCUGCUCCGACCAGAAAAUAAAGUCAAGAUUUGGAUUUAAUCAAAGUUAAAGCUGGGGCGCUUUCAUCUCUUUUUAAGGCUAAUUCCAUCUGUAUUUAGCAUGACUGCUAAAAGCAAAUUUUGUUCUGAUUCUUGUUUGGUUGACUGAUGAUGGAAAAAGGUUUAACAUUAGAUGAAAGCUGAGGUGUGUUCAUUUAAAUGGAUGUGAAACCGGUGCACCAUGCAGUUAUGAAUCAUUUUAACUAAACCCUUCAGGCAUAGUUACCGUAGUUCACAAAAAUUCAAGUUUAGGAAACCACAAAAAAUCUGUAACCUACAAACAGUUAUACAACAACUGAGAUGCACCUCGACGCUUAAUCAAGUAACCAGUGAAUGAAUAGAUGGGCAGCAAAUGGGUGACGUGACCCUUUGGUUUGCUUUUAGCUGAUUGACGGUCACUUAAAAAAGUCUGACGUUUGUUAAAAACACAAGAAUGUCAUUUAUAAUCAAAAGAUCACAUGACUCGUUUAACUCAUCAAUAUGUCAAAGUUCAUUAAAAAUAGCAAAGCGUCUCUCUAUUCUAUUCAAUAGUUCUGUAUUGUUGUGAAUGGACUCUGGCUUAAUAUAAUGAGCUACUACUUGACGUGACUUCAGCACUUAAACUUGAAUUGUACAAUAUUUAUGUGAUAGAUAGAGGUCCUGCAAGUAUUAGGACCUAAUUAAACGAUGUCUCACAGGCUAAUGCAGAAACCAUUUGUUACAUUUUGGAUUAAUAACUCGGCUUAUUCUUUGUAUCAUUAUUUUAUUUAGGGUUUUUUUUUAUCUCUUAUGGAUCAUAGAACAAAAAACCUGUGGAAAUAAUUUUUAACAUCAGAAAAGUUCAAUGUAGCCCCAACUUAUAGCUAAAAGCGUUUAGCUAAAAGUGCUAGAAGCAUUUAGCUUUUAAAGUCUUAAAAGUAUUUAGCUAAAAACGCCAAAAGCAUUUAGCUAAAAGCCCUAAAGGUGUUUAGCUAAAAGUCCUAGAAGCAUUUAGCUAGGAACCCUAAAGGUGUUUAGCUAAAAGUGCUAAUGGCGUUACGCUAAAAGCGUUUAGCUAAUGUUUUUAGCAUAAGUUACUUAUAAUUUCUGAGGUUGGGUGUCUUUCUCAAGUCCACUAAGGGAUGCCAGGAUUUUGAACAACUGACAAACCAAUCAGCAGAAGGCUGCUCAAUCUAAAGUGCUACAGCUAGCCCUCAAGUUACUGCUAAAAAUAUUUAUCCAAAAACAUUUAGCUAAAAGCCCUAAAAACAUUUAGCUAAAAGUUUUUAGCUGAAAGCGCUAAAAGCAUUUAGCUAAAAGAUCUUAGUGUUUAGCUAAAAGCAUCAAAAGCAUUUAGCUAAAAUCCCUGAAGGUGCUUAGCUAAAAUUCCUAAAAGCGUUUAGCUAAUGCUCUUAGCAUAAGUGACUUAUAGGUUGCUUUAAAUUUUCUUGGUUUGGGUGUGCUGCUCAAGGACACUGGAGGAUUCUGGGAUUUUGAACUACUGACCAAGCAAACGGCAGAAGAAUCUAAAGUGCUACAGCUAGCCCUCAAAUGACAGCUAAAAGGUUUUAGCCAAAAACUUUUGGCUCAAAGCGUUUGGCUAAAAAGCACUUAAAGCAUUUAGCUAAAAGCGUUAGAAGCGUGUAGCUAGAAGUGCUAAACUAGCGUUUGGUUAAAGACGCUAAAAAGCAUUUAGCUAAAUGUGCUAAAAGCAUUUUGCUAAAAGCUCUAAAAGGGUUUAGCUAAUGCUCUUAGCAUGAGUCUCCGUUUUCUUGGGUUGGGUGUCUCGCUCAAGGACACUAGAAGAUACUGGGAUUUUGAACUACUGACCAACCAGAAGGCUGCUCAAUCUAAAGUGGUACAGCUAGCCCUCAAGCUACAAAGUUAGCUAGGGAGGCUAGCUUGUCUACCCUGCCUAAAAUGCUCCAAUAAGACCAAUGUUUUACUCAGACUCUACACUUCAAGUAUAAACCAUCUAAUGAUUUCUGGAAUCGGCUCCUUUAGGGUGUCGAGUCUCUAAAAUCUAAGUGUAAACAUAAAAAAAAAAAAGAGAGAAACAGAGAAACGCACUGCCUGUACGUCCUCACUACAGCGUCAAACCACCAGCAUUAGAUAGGACCAUAGCGAUUGUAGUGCAUGAAGGGGCCGCACCACAUCGUCAUGACCAGUUAUUGUUGCUUUAAUGAUUGUACCACAGCUUUUACACCUCAGUUAUGAACCGCUUUGCUUGUUAUACUAAACCAAAUGGAAUUUUUCAACCAAAAAUAUAUGAAAAAUCUCACAAAUUAGAAAAAUGUUGGCGCUAGUUUUCCAUCUUUGAGUAAAAAUCUAAAUAUAUGAAGCUAAAUGGAUAUGUGAUAAGGUUUGAAUGCUAUUGGUUGGCGCUAAUUCAAUCAAAAGGUUUCAAUGCUUCGUCUGUAUUAGCAUGCUGCAUAGAUUGUCACAAACAUUUCAUCUCUAGGCCAAAAAAACAAAACAAACAAAAAAAAUGAAUGUGACAUUUAUCUCAGCAGCUGUUUGUUUGUUGUAAACCUGCGAGAUCCACAUGUACACCUACUUAGUUUUGCAGGUUUGCUGUUUUUGCCUUCAUUUGAAACCACGCUAAGAUUCUGUUCUGAAUGUUCAUCUGAUUGUUUUAUCCUUUUAUUCACUGAAUGUGACACUGUGCACCAGCCAAAGCAAUAAUUCACAUGUAUUGAUUUCACAGCUUCUCUAUUUUAAAUGUGUUUCGCGCCGUGUGUGCCUGAGUAUUUUUUUUUUUUUUUUUUGCUUUAUAUCUCAGAGCUGUAAUGCUAAUCACCUAAAGGCUGCUUUGAAUCAAAAGUGGGAAGUGCUUUUAUUGAGCAGAGGAAGAAACUACAGCAGAAGCCAAAAAAACAGAAUAGAGAAGAUGUUGAAUGUUAUAAAAGUAUUGAUUUAUCAGUUAACACUGUAAUUAAAUGAGUCAGCAUGUGAUUAAAAACACACAUAAUAAUAAAAGUGUUCUACAACAAGCUUAAACAGACAUUGAAAAUAGACUAAAAACACUAUUUUGUGUUUUUAAACAAAAAGAAAACUUUUUUUUAAAUAGUGAUGAUGCUAAAUCCAACCCUACAAAAGUGAUAGAUUGAUAUUAGCUUUAGUUUUUCAGUCUAUACUUGAUCAUUUAUGUACCAACUUUCAUAAUUGUAUUUUAAAGCAAAUUUUCUGAUUUUUCCUACCAAUUGCCAUUUUCACAGUUUUUUAAAUUAAAAAUAAAUUAAGUUUGGAAUUUAGGACAGGUUUGCUACAGGAAAAUGUUGAUUCAUUACUUAAAAUGCAAAUUAAAAUGCCUGAAAUUGUCCUAAAAGUAAAAUCUUAAUCCAGCAAACAAAAAUAUGUCAAUUUUUAAGCUUAAAACCUAUAAAUAUUUAAGGUAACACCGCGAUAGUAGUGUGGCAAACGACAGAAACCGAAUGAGAACCAGCAGAUAAAAGUGCAUUUUAUUGAAAGCAAGACUUUGAUUGUCAUUUGAGCUCUGAGUCACAUUAAUUUCUCAUAAAAUCCACAUGCGUUCUUUAGUGCUGCUUCUCUUCAACACAAGAUCGCUGUGUUUAACGUUCGAUCACGACACUGGGACAUGUUCUCACCACCAAAAUCUAAAGUAUUACCACUGUUUUACUGCCAUGCUUGCACUGUUGACUGUGUUUAAAUAGACUUGUAUCUUUUAGUUCCUUUAAAGUGAAGGUAAAAGCUCUUAGUCAGUAUUAUUCCGAUGUCUUUCUUCGAUGAAUGUCUGCGCUGCUUCCAUCUCCUGCUUGCAGUUUGUGUUUUCUUUAACGAUAAUAGAAUAGAAAUGUGUUGUGGAAGAAAGUCCAACAACACUGUAGACAAACUUUGGCUUCUACUGCUGUGUGUUGAUCAUUCCAUCUGCUUGAUAUUUUCACUCUCACUGCUGUUGCUUUCUAUAUUCCUCGGUAAAGUAAUCCUGAGUAUUGUUACAGUGUGUUUCAUUUAAUCGUGCUGUACUUUUUGAAACUUCAAUAAAAUCAAAAUGUCUGGUAAAAUUC
Molecule: messenger RNA, 5984 nt
Organism: Oryzias melastigma (Indian medaka)
Lineage: Eukaryota; Metazoa; Chordata; Actinopteri; Beloniformes; Adrianichthyidae
Gene: elmod1
Product: ELMO/CED-12 domain containing 1
Exons: 10
Coding region: 527-1510 (327 amino acids)
Molecular function (GO): GTPase activator activity
Source: RefSeq, a predicted model, not a curated record